Episyrphus balteatus (marmalade hoverfly) is the source of this 1254-nucleotide messenger RNA. RefSeq names its product zinc finger protein 595. The coding region runs from base 134 to 1075 and encodes 313 amino acids. Gene Ontology annotation, biological process: regulation of transcription by RNA polymerase II. Lineage: Eukaryota; Metazoa; Arthropoda; Insecta; Diptera; Syrphidae. Gene Ontology annotation, molecular function: DNA-binding transcription factor activity; RNA polymerase II cis-regulatory region sequence-specific DNA binding. The record is from RefSeq and is a predicted model, not a curated record. The transcript has 2 exons.
GACAUUUGGGUGAAAUUCUCGUUUCCCUUUGUGGAAAAAAAUCCUUCAUCAAACCAAGUAUUCUAUUCAAUUUUCUAAAUACUCUGUGGUUUGGUCGGGUGUUGACUAUUUUCAAGAAUUUGUCGCGAAAACCAUGAAUGUAAAACAAGAAAAAUACACUGUAGAAGAUGAGGUGGUGCCAGUUGUUUUGCACGAGGGCUCCUACGGCACCUACACCAUACAAACUUUUCAGCCAUCACAAGAAGUUGCCGCUGCAGUGGCAACGCUGGAAGCCAAUCACCUUCAUCAAAUUAGAGAAAUUAAUGGUGAACAACAAAUUAUUCAUCUCAAUGAAGGUGAUUGUGUUGAAAUUGCAACUGUUUCUGAUACAACUGCUUCGGGACAGUCCGCUAAUGUGUCGCAAAUCAUGUCAGACACAUCCUACCACAGCGACAACUCAGCCGAAUACAGCAUGGUCCCCGAAACCAGUCGUGCCAAGACCUACUACUGUCCCAACUGUGGCAAUUGCUAUAGUGCAGCCGGCAGUUUAAAAUUGCACAUUCGAGCAUGCACUCGCGAGAAGGAAACCAACACAAAUGACAGCAGAAAAUGUGAGAUUUGCCAGAGAACAUUCAACUCGAGCACCUAUUUGCGAGAACACAUGCUACGGCAUUCGGGCAAGGGCCCAAAGAAGUGUCCCAAAUGCUAUCGCAAGUUUAUUGACGAUGCCAAGUACGAGGCUCAUUUGGAGACCCACAAAUUAGAAGAAAGAAUUGCCAUUGAAGCUGGCAGUCCGUUGAAUGCAGAUGGAGCACCCAGCGAGAAGAAGAUCAUCAAAGAAUAUGUAUGCUCUUUUUGUUCAAAAAACUUUACAGUUGUCUUCGAUUCACGCCACACAAAGAGGCGUUAUGCUUGCGAUGAAUGCAGAGAAAAGUAUUCCAAUGAAGAAAUGCUGAAACAACACAAAGCUCAGUUGGAGGAGAAGCGUGAGUUUCGUUGCGAGAAGUGUGGACGAAAGUUUGUUUUCGAAGGAUUUUUGCAGAGGCAUAUUCCGGCGUGUGAUGGAACUAUUCGUAGACGACGUGACCGUCAGUAAAACAAAAGAAAAAUGUAAAGUUAUCUAAUUGCUUUUAAAAAGAAAAAUCAUUUUAUAUCAAACAAGUCUCGUCAGUUAUUUAGGUAUUGAUUUAUUUUUCUCCCCUCUCUGACCUACCCCCCAUUUAACUAUUACUUGUAAUAUUUCCUUGCAAUAAAUACACGUUUUAGAAGCUGAAA